This is a messenger RNA of Pseudovirgaria hyperparasitica, 240 nucleotides long. RefSeq lists its product as uncharacterized. Bases 1 to 240 code for a protein of 79 amino acids. NCBI's taxonomy places the organism in Eukaryota, Fungi, Ascomycota, Dothideomycetes, Acrospermales, Acrospermaceae. The record is from RefSeq and is a predicted model, not a curated record. The transcript has 2 exons.
AUGUCGUACUGGUGGCAGAAAUAUCGCGGGCUCUCCUCCAAGCACCGUCUGCUGCUCGGCGUAGGCGUUAUAGGCUACGCUGGUCUGGGAUUGGUUUUCUCGGACGCCAUUGAAGAGAAAUUUGGCAUGGUUCCGACCGAACAGGACAAGGAGAAGUUAAAGAUGAUGGUACCGAGGGUCGUGAGGGUCGACAGAGACAGAGACGGUGAUGAGAUCACGUCCCCCCAGCGAAAAGAAUGA